AGAAAAAAACUCCGAAUUAUAUUUUUAAAUUCUUUUUUAGGUUGUUUUUCUUUUAACUCCUUUUUUCUUGUGGAGAACAUUAAAAACGAAAUCUAGCGAUUAUUUAUCGCCUUUUGUCUCUUUGGAUUAUCAGAUUCCCCAAUUACUUGAAAAAAGCUUCUAUAAUUCGAUUCUUUUUUUUGUUCCUUCGACAGAGAUUGGGAAAAGAAAAGAAAAAAAAAUCGUAAGGAGUUCGAAAUUUCCUAUAUCUCCGUUUCUGGGGCUUUUUUUUCUUCAAUUUACGAUUGGUCUUUUUUUUUUGGUCUGGGUAUUUUAAUUUGGGGAUUAAACGUUUUGCAUUAGACGUGAAAAAAAAAACCAUGUCCGAUGGAUACUACAAUUCGAAGAAGACUGAUGAUCUUUGCGAACAUGUUUGUGGACAGGGAUCAAAAGCAGCAAAAACAAUCUCAAGGCUUAAAUGUGUUCUGAAAGGUUUUGAUUUAAGAACAUACUUGCUCCUCUUUGUGUUGAUGCCGUUUGCUAUCUUAGCAAUCUAUUUACACGGCCAAAAGUUCACUUAUUUCUUCAGACCUCUUUGGGAAUCACCUCCUAAGCCCUUUCAGACCAUUCCUCAUUACUACAAUGAGAAUGUUACUUUGGAAGCUCUCUGUAGUCUUCACGGUUGGGGAAUCAGAGAGUCUCCCAGACGUGUUUUUGAUGCUGUUUUGUUUAGUAACGAGAAGGAUCUUUUAACUGUUAGGUGGAAUGAGCUUUACCCUUUUGUGACUCAGUUUGUGCUUCUUGAAUCGAACUCUACGUUUACGGGUUUGCCUAAACCUUUGGUUUUUAAGAGCAAUAAGGAUCAGUUUAAGUUUGUGGAGCCGAGGCUUACUUAUGGGACAGUUGGAGGACGGUUUAGGAAAGGUGAGAAUCCGUUUGUUGAAGAAGCUUAUCAGCGUGUUGCCUUGGAUCAGCUUCUUAGGAUAGCUGGCAUUGAAGAGGAUGAUUUGUUGAUUAUGUCUGAUGUUGAUGAGAUACCAAGUGCUCACACGAUCAAUCUUUUGAGAUGGUGUGAUGAUAUUCCUCAGGUUCUUCACCUUCAGUUGAAGAAUUACUUGUAUUCUUUCGAGUACUACGUCGAUAGCAAAAGCUGGAGAGCGUCUAUACAUCGUUACAGUCCAGGGAAAACACGGUAUGCUCAUUUCCGUCAGAGUAAUGUCCUGUUAGCUGAUUCUGGUUGGCACUGCAGCUUCUGUUUCCGUUAUAUAAGCGAGUUUGUAUUCAAGAUGAAAGCUUACAGUCACUCGGACCGUGUCAGAUUCUCUCAUUACCUGAAUCCAAAGAGGAUUCAAGAUGUUAUUUGCAAAGGAACUGAUUUGUUUGAUAUGUUACCAGAGGAAUAUACAUUUAAGGAGAUUAUUGGCAAAAUGGGACCUGUGCCUCGGUCUUAUUCAGCUGUUCAUCUUCCUUCAUACCUGCUGGAUAAUGCUGAGCAAUACGAAUACUUGUUGCCUGGUAAUUGCAUAAGAGAAAAACAGACAGGGUUUAUGUGGUGAGCACAUUGAAGGUGUUCUUGUAUAGUCUUAAACUUCAGGGCCUUAGCAUCAUUCUUGAGAGGAAAGGUGCAAUCUUUUUGCCUAAAAGAGAAGAAAUGGAAGAAAGUAAUUUGAUACUUUGCUGAGACACGGAUAUAACCUAAAUGCUGGAUUCAGUUGGUGGAUUCUGAGGAUUUUUUUCCAUCAGUUUCAUUUGAUACAGGAGGGUUUGUGAGAAAAAAAGGAGGUUACUUUGAGUUAGAGCUGCACAACACUUCCCAGGUUUUUUCAACAAUGGGAACAUAUGUUGUUGCCGAAGGCUGAUUGAUUUAGUAGUAUAGCAGUUUCAGGAUCCAUUUGUUUAUAUAAAUAACAUUUUCUUCAUUAUUCUGAGUUCAGUUCUGGUUAUUUGCAGUUUCCUUCUAUCUAUUAAUGCCUUCUUUGCUCUGAUCAAUUUUGACUUAGCAUGACACAACAAACAUCAGCUUCUUGCUUAUACUUCUUGGUUGCAAAAAGUUAUGUUCUUUUCAAGUUUAAGCAGUGUUGUAUUGUGGUUGUCAGAUUCUGGAUUGUUCUGAGCU
Molecule: messenger RNA, 2095 nt
Organism: Camelina sativa (false flax)
Lineage: Eukaryota; Viridiplantae; Streptophyta; Magnoliopsida; Brassicales; Brassicaceae
Biological process (GO): N-acetylglucosamine metabolic process
Cellular component (GO): membrane
Molecular function (GO): beta-1,4-mannosylglycoprotein 4-beta-N-acetylglucosaminyltransferase activity
Source: RefSeq, a predicted model, not a curated record